GUGUGGGUGAUGGCGGGUUUACGAAAGACGUAGAAACAAAUUUUCCCUUCAAUAGAAACAGUUUUUCGAAUCACAAUGAGACCAGUGAGUAAACAACACAGUCAAGCGCAAAAGAAGAAUGGCCGCCCGAAAAAGAAAGGAAAACGGGAAAGUAAGGCGUUGGGUAGUGAUGGCUCGUCAACAUCCAGACUUGAGAAUUGCUUUGUGAAGCGACAAAUAUCCACAAAGCAGCAUAAGAAGUGGUCUUUGUUAAACCUGUCCACUAAAGCAUUUGUUACCACCUUGAUUCAUAGCUGUAUGGACAACGUGCUGGCAGAAGCUGAAGAAUCAGAACGCACUGAAAUGCAGGAAGCUCUGAAUGAGCUGAAACAAAGGGUUUUUAAUAACCUUGAGACCCAGAAAGCACCUGUUAAUAAAAUUGAUUACUCAAAGUUACAUCAGAAACAGAUUUGUCAGGAGAAGCUCCGAAGUAAACUGACAGAAGAGGAGGAAGCCUUGAAUGCUGCCAUUCAGAAGACGGAAGGGAUAAUUGCAAAAACAAGGGAAAAGAUCACACAGCUGGAACUGGAGGAGAGCUCCGUAAAAAAGACUCUCUUCACAGAUAUAGAAGACAAACCAGAUGUGGAGCACAUGUAUGUUGAUUAUGAUUCCGUGGAACUUCUGAAACCAAAAGGACGAACAUGAAAUCAUGACUCAGGACUUCACCUCCAGCAUGUCUUCAUGUUUUCUACGUGACACCAUUGGCCAUCUUGCCUGCUCUGCUAAAGAAAACAGACAAUACUGUGGCGUUUUGUCUGGUUUGAACAUGAUUAUCUUAUACUGUCAAAGAUGCCAUCACUAUGGGAGAAAUGGAGAUAAUGUCAAAUACAAACCAUGGAUAUGAGACUUAUCUGACAAAAACUAAUGUUUGAACGUACAUAUGUGUGUAUAUAUAUACAAACUUUGAUUCCAAGUUAGGGUAAAAUCUUGUAACUUUGUCACUCUGGACCAAUGACUCAAUAAUAAUACUCUCUCACAUUGGGAACAUGUGGACUCUCUUUAAAUAAACGGUUUUUACACAAUGAAAAAUUCAAGCUCAGAGUCAGAUAAUACUUCCCAGAUUCUCCCCUCAGCUCGCUCGUAACACUUGAAAGCUGAGGUGCCCAUUUAGACAAGGCCCCUCCUAUUGUUGAGUAUUUAAACUUCACGAAAUAUUUUGCCAAUGGGCCAUUUUAUAAUCUACCCAAAGAGACCCAAAUGUCCAAAGUUCCCCGCCAUUACCCUACAUAAAGAGCGAGUUUUUAUUGUAACCAUUUCAGUGAUGUUGCAGAUGGCCAUGUCUGUUGAAUCUCCCAGAUUGGAAACUUCACAGAAACCUUUUGUGUGGUGCCAUUGACACUCUCAAGUCAGUAUGUAUAUUCCAUAAUAAUUUGUGGAGAACUUUUCCACAAAGAGCUCUGUGUAAGCUGGUGUGAUUAUGAACACACCAUUUCAUUUGCUUUCUUAAAACCAAAAAGCAGGAUAGCUUUGGACGUAACAGUUACAAUAUGUUCACUGUACUAUUUCUGCUAUGAUUCAUAACUUUUUCAGAGAUUUUAUUACAACAAACUGUGUAUAUUACAACAAACAUUUGAGUAUAUUUAUGUAACAAACGUGUGUUUAUUAGAGUAAAUGUAUGUUAUUG
Messenger RNA from Liolophura sinensis, 1663 nucleotides. RefSeq lists its product as uncharacterized. The record is from RefSeq and is a predicted model, not a curated record. Lineage: Eukaryota; Metazoa; Mollusca; Polyplacophora; Chitonida; Chitonidae. The transcript has 7 exons. Bases 76 to 684 code for a protein of 202 amino acids.